AUUCUUGGUUUCUUAGGAUGUUUUAACAUUAAUAGUUCUUCAGGUUUUGCUUAGCUUUCCCUUGUCUGUCCUCCCUUUGGCCAUUCUUGUGUUAGUUUAACUUCUUCUAUGCCUCUCUGAAGAACUCUUCCAUCCUGAGUGACGCUUCUUCACGUGUUAGUUUCUCCGGGCUGCUGUUUGGCUGGGUCAGUCUGUGCAGGGAGUUAGACCUCUUCCAAAGGUGGCUGCCCAUCCUCCUGCCUCCCCCUGCCUUCCCAUCCUGCACCUUCCAUCUGGCAGAGAGAAAUGUAGUGGCACCACAGGGAAGCACCAAGCUGCUUGCCAUGAAGGCACCAGUUGAAUUUCGUAAAAUGUUGUCCUCUAGCUCUCUCCUGCGGUCUGCAAAAAAAGGUGAGAGCAUAUCUAGUACCAACCUCGAGGAAGCUGCAAAACCUGCUGAAGAUACAAGGAUGGCCAUGUCAAGAAAAACUGAGGUUUCGUUUCCUCAGCGAGGAGUUGUUUCCUCCCCUGAGGAGGAAAACCUGACCACAUCUGCAACAGGAGGAGGCCUGAGGAAGGAGUUAGCUGAGGAACAGACAUCCAGCUCAGAGUCAGAUUCUAGCUCAGAUUCCGAGGAUGAAAAUGUUGAUGAUUCAGAAGUUCCCACUAAAACGAAAGUUGAGUUUCCUAGACGAGAUCCCAUCUUUUCUGAGAGCAUAGCAGUAAAGGCAUCAAUGCUGGCAAAAGAUAAAUUGUCCCAGAAAUCCCUCAAAGAAUAUGGAAUUAAGAAGCUGCCACGCAAACCGGAAAUUAACGUGUCUCCUGUAAAGCAGGUCAAAUUUUCUGAAACAUCAGUCAGCCAGGAAACAUCAAAAUCCAAAGCAAGAGACCCCAAAGUAAAAGCCACUCCAAAAGAGCACAAGUUAGAACCACGUGUGGUGAGAAGUCUGGACCUGACCAAUAUCACUCAUAAAUCUGGUCAUAUGGAGGAAAAGUCCAUUGGAACCCAGGUAGCAGCUAUUCAGAUGAAAGCCUCAGCAGUGACUCAGGAAGACAAAAAGCAAGAACUAGUAUCCAGAGGAGAGAAGGAAGAACUAGUAUCCAGAGGAGAGAAGGAGAAGGUGAAGGAGGCACAGGAGUUGGAAUCAAAAGAAGUAACUGCUCCUAAAGUGGAAGAAACUUCUGGAAGCACAAUGUUGGUGAUGGACACUGCAGCAAAGGAGGAGACCAUGCAGGAAGCAGGAGUCCAGGCUGGAGAAAGCGGUACAAUAGAGGAGACCACAGCUCAGCCUGCUCCAGAGGAGUUUGAUAAUUCCACCUACAAGAACCUGCAGCACCAUGAAUAUCACACUUUCACCUUUCACGAUUAUAUCUCAAUCCUCGCAAAGUACAGGCAGCCCCAGCCAUCCUCUGGAAGACCAUCACCAAGGCACUGAAAGAACCACACUUAAAACCAACACCCAGGCAGGAUGAUGAAUUGUUCUGUUUAGCACUGUUGCUUCAUCUGUAUAAUUGAAAUCAGAUAAUAAACAAUAAAGACGUAAUAACUUGGGCUUUUGAACAGUU
Messenger RNA from Cyanistes caeruleus (blue tit), 1545 nucleotides. The record is from RefSeq and is a predicted model, not a curated record. NCBI's taxonomy places the organism in Eukaryota, Metazoa, Chordata, Aves, Passeriformes, Paridae.